Molecule: messenger RNA, 686 nt
Organism: Blepharisma stoltei
Lineage: Eukaryota; Ciliophora; Heterotrichea; Heterotrichida; Blepharismidae
Source: the annotation of a GenBank genome assembly
AUGUCAUUAGAAGAUGAUGAAAUCCUUAUUGAUGAGCUUGGAACAAUAGCUAAGAAUGCAAUGGAAAAUGUAAUUACUCAAGACCUUUAUUUUCAGCCUGAACGAGUGAAUUCUUGGUGCCAGCAGGUUAUGGAUCAAUGCUUAAAAGAGUUUAAUAACUCCCGCCCUUUAAAUUGGAAUAAACAUCUCUUCCAAUUUAGAUGGGAUUAAAUGUUUUUUUAAGAUUUUUAAAAAUUUAUAUUUAAAUUUUCUUAUAGAAAACUUUUAAAAAAAAUUUAAAUAUAUAAUAUGCUUUAAAAUUUAAUUUAUUUUUAUGAAUAAUUAAUUAAAAAAAAUCGAUUCAGUGCGAUAACUGUUUAAAUAGCAUCCAAAACUAAUUUUAUAAAAAUUAGUUUUUCACUAUUAAAAUUUUCAUAUUGAAAGCCAAAUUUGUUUCAAUUUAAAGGGGGUUUACAUACCCAAAAAAUGCAAAUUUUACUGAUGUUUGUUCCAAUUUAAAAGUGGGGAGUAAAAUGAACAAACCAUUUAAGUAUAUAGUUACUUGCUUCAUUAUGCAAAGGACAGGAGCAGGUUUUCAAUCUGGUUCAACAUGCUUUUGGGAUACAAAGACUGAUGGCCUUAUUUCAGUUACAGGAGAGUUUGCAAAUCUGAACUGCUUAGUCACAAUUUAUGCUGUGCAUGUUUAA